CUAGGUAGCCAGCCAAUUGCAGUUCCAAAAUAACAUCCACGACCCUGGCAAACUAUAUCCCUUCGCAUUGGUCGAUUCAUCUCAUCACCGUCUCGCCAUAAGUGCUACAGCCAAACACAGAGCAAACAUGGCCACACCACCCACCACCGUGCUCCCAAUCGACCUCAUGGAGAUGCAACUGUCGACCAUCGACCUCCUCACAGCGAUGUACGCCUCGCCCGAGGAACUCGAGAUCCCCCCAGCCUCAGCCGAGUGCCUGGAGAAGCUGCGCGCCUGGUGCGAGGACCCCAACCCCAGCCAUGCACCACCACCCUCCGGCAUCCCAUCCAGCAUCUCACUCUACGUCUCGCUGCCCCUGGCAGACAGCGACAAGCGCUUCCAAGUCAACCUGACGAUCCCGCUGCACUGCGCCGCUCAGCCCGAUCCAAAACCGGACCACCAACCCCCACCACCGACCUACUCGCUGCGCCCAGACUGGCUGUCCAAAGCCGAGGUCGCCAAGCUGGCAGCAUCCAUGCCCGCCGACGCAGACGUGUUCGAGGCACUAACCUACAUCCAGGAAGCGGCCGUGCGGCUCCUAGCCGAGGCCGAGGCCCAGCAAGACGCCUCCUGCUCGACCAAGUCCGAGUCCGUCGCGGCCACAGCCCGCGGCCCGCUGGUGCGCGUCUGGUUCUACUUCCCGUCGCUGUCGACGCGCGCGAAGCGCGACGACCUCGUGAACCAUGCGCCCGAGUACGCGCUGACGGGGUUCGUGCUCGCGGGCAAACCGGGGGUGCUGUGUCUUGAGGGCGCGUCGGCGGAUAUCGAUGCGUACAUGAAGUUCAUCAAGACGCACUCGUGGGGCGAUAUCCCUAGCCACCAGAAGAAGGUCAGCGAGCGGUUCCGCGAGACCGGCGCGGCGGUGCGGCGCGUGUUUGUGGGGAUGGAGGAGAUCACAGACUCGUUGGGGGAGCGCAGCGGGCAGCGGGCGAAUCGUGGGGAUAUGCAGGCGCUUGAGCAGUGGCUUCAUGCUAGGGGGCUGGGGGACGCGUUUGAGAAGGUCAUCUUCUGA
This is a messenger RNA of Aspergillus fijiensis CBS 313.89, 1051 nucleotides long. RefSeq names its product DUF1115 domain protein. The record is from RefSeq and is a predicted model, not a curated record. NCBI's taxonomy places the organism in Eukaryota, Fungi, Ascomycota, Eurotiomycetes, Eurotiales, Aspergillaceae. The transcript has a single exon. Bases 128 to 1051 code for a protein of 307 amino acids.